This is a messenger RNA of Sinocyclocheilus anshuiensis, 633 nucleotides long. RefSeq names its product delta(24)-sterol reductase-like. Gene Ontology annotation, cellular component: membrane; cytoplasm. Lineage: Eukaryota; Metazoa; Chordata; Actinopteri; Cypriniformes; Cyprinidae. Gene Ontology annotation, biological process: steroid metabolic process. Bases 7 to 633 code for a protein of 208 amino acids. Gene Ontology annotation, molecular function: Delta24(24-1) sterol reductase activity; FAD binding. The transcript is spliced from 4 exons. The record is from RefSeq and is a predicted model, not a curated record.
UGUCUCAUGUUGUGUUCAGGUGGGCUGGUAAUGGGAACAGGCAUUGAGUCUUCAUCUAACAUCUAUGGCCUGUUUCAGCACAUUUGUGUGGCUUUUGAGCUUGUGUUGGCUGAUGGGAGUCUGGUCCGCUGCACUGAGAAAGAAAACUCGGACCUCUUCUAUGCCGUUCCCUGGUCUUGCGGUACUUUGGGGUUCCUGGUUGCGGCAGAGAUCCGGAUAAUCCCAGCUCGCAAAUGGGUGAAGCUUCGCUACGAAUCUAUACGUGGCCUGGAUGCUAUCUGCAAGAAGUUUGCAGAGGAAUCAGCCAAUAAGGAGAACCAGUUUGUGGAGGGACUGCAGUACUCUCGGGACGAGGCUGUGAUUAUGACGGGCACCAUGACAGAUCAUGCAGAGCCUGACAAGACUAACUGUAUAGGUUACUAUUACAAGCCGUGGUUCUUUCGGCAUGUGGAGGGUUUUCUGAAGCUGAACCGUGUUGCAGUGGAGUACAUUCCUCUCCGGCACUAUUACCACAGACACACCCGCAGCAUCUUCUGGGAAUUACAAGUACAUUACUCUGGGAAAUUUCACUCAACAGCACAACUACCAAAUUAUCUUCUUAUUUUUUUCAUAUUUUUUCACAUAGUUGUGUAG